Messenger RNA from Paramecium pentaurelia, 156 nucleotides. The record is from the annotation of a GenBank genome assembly. Lineage: Eukaryota; Ciliophora; Oligohymenophorea; Peniculida; Parameciidae.
AUGAAAAGAAGCAAGUUGUUGCAUGAAGGCAAGAAAUUUAUGACAUAGCUUAAAGUUUUAAUUAUCAGUGAAGAAAUUUUAUUUGAAAUCAUUGUUUUUAGAUUAAUUAGAAAUGUAAAGUUAUUUAUAAUAAAGUAGAUGGCUAAGAAAACUUGA